AUGCCUCCCAAGUCAGCGCCAGUUCCUCCUCCAACCGCAUUUAAGAAGAGGCUUACAGAAGAACAAAGAGCCGGCGGGCUGGACGACUGGCCCAUCCUGGCCCGGCUGCUCGCCAGGAAGCGGCCUAUCACGGCCAUUUUUCUCCUGUCUGGGCUCUGCCAUGUGGCUGAUACAGGCGGCCUCCGCUUGUGGAGGCUCCACGGCUAA
This is a messenger RNA of Rangifer tarandus platyrhynchus (Svalbard reindeer), 207 nucleotides long. Lineage: Eukaryota; Metazoa; Chordata; Mammalia; Artiodactyla; Cervidae. The record is from the annotation of a GenBank genome assembly.